AUGGGCGGAAAAUCACCUGCCAUGAGCCGGAGGCUUUCCAAGCCUCAAUCCAAAAAUUCUUCCUGGUCAGACCUUCUUGAUGUUACCAGCCAUCACCAGGAGUCCAGCUCGCCUAUGACCUCCUCCGAUCUCGACUACUUUGGUGACACAGUGACCGUGAGCUCGGGUGGUGAGCGGAGGAGCAAACGCAAAUCUCGGUCCAAGCUUCGAGAGUAUUUAUACGGCUCGUCACAUGAAACCCCUCAAGAUCUUUCUUCAGACGAAGAACAAGCAAGCCUUCCAAUUCGUUUGGCAGGAGCUCCUACAUCAUCGAGAAACGGCCUGUCAAGGAGCGGAUCUGGGUUCACGCAAUUGUCAAGUACUAAAACAUCAGCUCUGCAGCUCACCAGUAGCUCAAGCUCGAAGUUGCUCACAGCCACAGGCGCAACCGAGUCCGCUGUUGUCGCCGAGCAAAUUAAAGAAAGAGCACACAAAGACAGCCUGGCUGCUCAGAAACAUGUCUCAUCCCCUGGCGAAGAGGACAUGUACACCGAGUCUUUCUUUCCCCCAACACGCCGCAAGUCGCUGUACACACCCGGACUGGCUACAAGAAGCACCAGUGAUAUCUUACGAAAGCCGCCCCUUCCAGGACGUCCUCAGAAACGACUAUCUGAAGAGGAACGAAAUUAUUACUACAAUCCUUCGCAUUCGGAGUCUUCUCCAUUGUCGCGGCUUGCUGCACUCGCACUCUCAAAUGACGGUAGAUCAACUCCUACGGAUUUGAAUGUCACACAACUCGGAGGACUAAGGUUAGGUACGCUUCGGGUGACGAACGGCACGAUCUCGCCGACGCUGAAAACGUCGAAGCUUGGGACAUAUCACUCACCAACGCCGAGCUCGAGUGGACACGACGCCUAUCAUACAGCGUCGGAGGGUAGUGGCGAUGAAGCGUUGCCAGAUGAAACAAUUCGACUCGAGGACCACUCGCAAUUGGAGAAAGGAUCGACUCCUACCCAUAGAGAAUACGGUCAGCAGCAAGUACAAACGAAGCCGUCUCCGGAUGCAGUGAACACUCUUCCCUCUGCCUCCAGCAUGGCUUUCGAGUACAUCGCCGAGAUUAACAGCAGUCCUUUCUCCCAUUCAUCUACAUCGACGGAUCAAUCAUUCAAAGCGAGAGCAUUCCAAGAUGAAGCUGUUGUUCUGUCGGAGACACAAGCCUUACUUGGGCCUGGGGUAUCUCGGGUUCCUCAAGAGGACGCGUUUGACAAUGUCAAUGGUGCUGGGGGUCCAAAUGAAACAACCCAAAGGUGGUCUGUACCACGUUCGCAAGCCGCCAAGUCUACAGUUGAGUCAGAUCCAAUCAUGAACCAAGACAGUGGCUACAACUCGACUGAGUCAAACGCCUCUGAUAAGAGUAAUGGGAGCAUCAAUCAUCGUCAUUCCACCUUCAAUCCGAACAGCCUUCGUCUCGAAGCAUUUGAAGAAAAGCGGCCUAUCUGCGCGCCCGUACAACCCUUUGGCAUUCGUGAUUCUGACGGACUUGAUCGCCUAGAGGCCGAAGUCCACGAGUAUCGGCCAAGGGACGCUACUCUUCCAUCCGCAAUUUCUAUGGAUGUGUCGCCGCGACUGGCCAGGGGACGCCGGCUACAAAAGAAUAGACCUAUGUCGCAGCCACCCGUGCAAACAUUAAUCAAUACUGGUCUCUCCCAGUUUUCGGAGGAUACCAUACCUCGGGUGCCUUCUGCAAUGGCAUUGAGGCAUGCUGAACGUCUCAUGCAAUUUCCGGCCCUGCAGCAUACAUACCCCACGCGGCAACACGUUUCAUCCGACGAGGGUGCUGGAUCAAAGAAGUCUGACUCGACGCUAGUCAGGUUCCCAUCUCCUGCAAGUGCCAUUGAAGCCGCCAGGACAUUCUGGCCUCUCGACGCCAAACCUUCAAAGCCCAGUGACUUCAAGUCGAUUGAGUACUCGUCUACCUCAUCUCAUGCCGCUGCUCAACCCGAAGAAGAGGAAGGAGAAAAGGAAGAAGAGAAAGAAGUAGGGAAGCCAGACAUAGUAAGAUCGCCAAGCUGGUCUGCUUUUGGAUUUCGAUCAAAGAGCAAGGAGCGCAAAAAGCUGGUCAAGAAAGCCGAAGAGGCGAAAAGACGACUGGAGAAGCACGAGCAAGAAGUAGAAGAGGAGGCGGAAAGAGAUAGGGAAGAAAGGGUGAAACAACUGAGUAGAGAAGCCAGAGGAGAUAAAUCACUACGCGCAAGAUCUUUUCCCAGGGUUCGGCGCAAGUCAACGGAACGCAGAGUAAGCCAAACGGAUGCAGUCCCAACAUUGUGUGAUCUUGGCACAGUAGCAGAAUCCUUAGGAGGCUCCCCGUAUGAUAUCGCGACCAAUCUUCACCCGGGUAUUUCACGUGCAUCAAGCGGACACCAUCCACACCAGAUGAGUUCCGUGAUGCAAAGGCCGAGGUCUUUCGUCGGCAUGGACGACCAGACCGCGUCGGAAUUAAAUCGGGCUCGAAGCCGUGCCAGGCGCCAAAGUCUAGGGAGUCCGGAAGCCCCAGCAGACAUGAUGCAAACCAGUAGGAGUCAUUCUGUCGGAAGGUCACGCCCACAGUCAAUGUUUAUUGAACGCACACCGACAGACGAUCAGAGUCUAUUGAGUGCAAAGCAGACGAGGGAUCAAUCACCUAGUGCAAUUAUCUGGAAUGGAUCAGAACCUCGCUCAGGCGCUGUAGGGAGGCGUCUGCGGUCUACGUCUUUCAAUGAUCGUGGCGGAACACCAGGCAGGAAUCUCCGACCCCACUCUACCAUGGUCAAUGCGCCUCCCGUCCCAUCUCUCCCAGCUCUACGGAGCGUAGGACAAAUGAAAAAGCAAGAAACUGUCAUUGGGGAGCGACCGCGUAGCAUUGCCACCAGCUCUUCUCCCAGCGUUCCAACAUUGUCCCAGAGCACUCCAAACCCCUGCCAGAAAGCCGUCCAAGAUGAAAGUCUUGGCUGGACAGCUCAACAACGCGCCUGGUCUGAACGCCGCAAAUCAGCCGGUGCGGCUCUGAUGCAACAACAUCGUCUGACGAGGAACACUUCUCCGGAGGACUUGGUCCAAAACCACGACGUGCAAGACGAGCAGCCCGCGAUACAGUUAGCUGAAGCGCGUUUAAUUCAGUUGAGAGAUAUGACUUUAAGUCCUGGACAUUCGUCAACGAAUUGUUCGGUGAUGGGCCGCUAUGAAGGGGGCCUACACUUUGGCUACGAGCCUGGCUGUGGUCUUGGAGGUAGUGCGGGGACGAGGGGGGUCGAUGGCAAGGCGAGCCGAAAGAGCUCGCACUAUAGUAAGGGAUAUGGGCUUGAUCUGAGUGACGUGCCUAUAUUUGUGGCAGCGACGCCGAAAUGA
Bacidia gigantensis is the source of this 3363-nucleotide messenger RNA. RefSeq lists its product as uncharacterized. NCBI's taxonomy places the organism in Eukaryota, Fungi, Ascomycota, Lecanoromycetes, Lecanorales, Ramalinaceae. The coding region runs from base 1 to 3363 and encodes 1120 amino acids. The record is from RefSeq and is a predicted model, not a curated record. The transcript has a single exon.